Molecule: messenger RNA, 1810 nt
Organism: Acaromyces ingoldii
Lineage: Eukaryota; Fungi; Basidiomycota; Exobasidiomycetes; Exobasidiales; Cryptobasidiaceae
Exons: 2
Coding region: 81-1742 (553 amino acids)
Source: RefSeq, a predicted model, not a curated record
CAUUUCUCUUCAGAGACAUGGUCAUCGUGAUCCGGCGGUAAAGAGGGCGGGACGAAAAGGGAAAGAGCAGCUCCAUUGGCAUGCUCCGAGGGGUCUCACCAUGGGUCCAUGCCGCCCUCGUCUCGACAGGAUUGGGUGCUGGAAGGGGCCCAAAGAGCGUCGCAUCGCGUGUUCAGACACUGGCCAGGAGGAGGAGCUCGAGCUACUCCGAUGGUCCCAAGAGUUCGGUGCCGGUGGACAAGAACGGGGAGACGCUGGCGCGGAAGCAAGUCAAUGCGCUCAGUUAUGAUCUUGAAUCGGAUGCGCUGACAAAGAUGCUCGCGACGCCUCUGCGGCGGUGCGGGGUGACGCAUGCUGUGCUCCCAAAGGCGCUCAUGUUCCAGCUGAGACCCGACAGGAGGCUGUCGAGCGAUCCAGAAAAAGUGAUGACGGUGCCACUCGUGAGCCUGCGCCCGGGCAAGGUGGGAAAGGAGGUAGCCGACGCCGACGGCGACAUUGACGGCGAGCACCAAGGGAGCAAGGCCGAAGAGGCCAAGCCAGAGCCAAGCAGCUUUGCUUCGGUACAGGAGCCUGAGCAGCAGCCAGCGAUACAAGCAGAUCUUCCACCAAAGCUCUACAAGCAGCGCACGGCCCAGCGUCGGCGCGCACACCGCCGUGCGCUCAUUCGGCGGCGGGGCAAGGAGCUGCUCCAAGCCGUGCGCAUGGCCAAGCAUCGCUGUGCAACAUGCCAGCCACAACAUCGGCCCAAAUAUGCCGCCGAGUAUGAGAGGCUGCAAGAGGCCUACGCGGCAUACAAGCGCGGGCCCGUCCUGGGCGCGGGCCUGCCACGCGCGUCGAAGCUGACGCCCCACGGCAUCGUCUGGCCCGAGGGCGACGACAAGUGGAUGCCAUUCCAGCGCAAGGAAAAGACUGUCUGGAUCGCGCUGGACCAGGCCAUCGUGAGAGAUGCGGUGACGAGGAAAAGAAUCGGGAAACGCUUCGAGUUUGUUUCGUCCGUCAGCCCCACGGGCGAGGAGCUGUGCGAGACGGUUGGGAGGCAGCUGAGGAAGCGGGUGCUGCAGGAGGCCAGGUUUCUGAGGUGGAGAGUCACGUCGGCCAGAGAGCUCGAGACGACGGCGCUGCACGGCUCGACUGCGAUUGUGAGGCGGAUGAAGGCGCUGGGCGCCGAGAGGCUGGCGUAUCGCUCCGGUCGGCUUCACGGUGAAGUGGACGAGUAUGCGGCAUUCAUCGACUUCGGUGGUCAGCUUCAGCGCGACCGAACAGCAACGAGAGGGGUACUGGACUUUUCAGCGAAGGGCCUCUUUGGAAGCGAUCAUGAGGCAGAAGAGGAAAGGGGCGAGCUGGUCAAGGAAUUGGGCGAGAUUGCAGCAGUGUGGAACAAGCGCAUCAGGAGGGAAAAGAAAAAGCAGCAGCAGCAGCAGCAGCGGGACGAGAGUGUCGAAGCGCCUGAUUCAAGCAAGUGCAAGAAUAGAAAGGCAGAGGGGCUAGAGGAGGGCAUUCAGAAGAACAAGGAAGCAGAAGAGAACAGCAAGAGGGGUGAAAGGGUGCACGUCGUUCGUAGGCACCCUUGGACUACGGAUCUCGUUGCUUCGCUCUGGCGUCUGCAAAAGUGGAACGAGAGUGCCGGAGCAGAUGCGGUCGAGCGAGGCCUUUCGUCUGGGCCGCCAAAGGCUGCCGUGCGGCGGGGAGAUAAGGACAAAGGAGGAGUCGACGAGGACAGAGAAGAGAGCGAUAGUGUUUGAUGUGAACGUCUUGUUCUGCAGCAUGUACUGUACUUCUAGCAUUGCCAUUUCUAUCAAAGAAGCAGUCU